This is a messenger RNA of Leptidea sinapis, 628 nucleotides long. RefSeq names its product protein SREK1IP1-like. Lineage: Eukaryota; Metazoa; Arthropoda; Insecta; Lepidoptera; Pieridae. The transcript has 3 exons. The record is from RefSeq and is a predicted model, not a curated record. Bases 86 to 529 code for a protein of 147 amino acids. Gene Ontology annotation, molecular function: nucleic acid binding; zinc ion binding.
UGCAUUUAAAAAUGAAAACAUAGUCAGACGCUACCAAUUACGAGUUACGACGCUAUUUCAAAGAAAAGACGAGAAAUAUAAAGCAAUGUCCAAUUAUACGGAUUUAGUUAGUAAAAUAGGAAAGGAUAGUUCUAGAGCGGCAUGUAAAAAGUGUGGUUAUGCGGGGCACUUAACAUUUCAGUGUAGAAAUUUUAUAAAAGUUGAUCCGAACAAAGAGAUAGUGUUAGAUGUGAGUAGCACUAGCAGUGAUAGCGAGGAUGAUUAUAUUACACCACUCCAAGGUUUAAGAGAGGCUGAGCUGAAACAGAAGUUAGAAGAAAAACUUAAAAAAGCAAAAGAAAAGAAAUCAAAGAAGAGUAAGAAAAGAAAGAGAUCAAGGUCACGGAGUAGCUCAACCGACACCAGUGAUUCAGACAGAAAGAGGAAAAAAAAGAAAAGCUCAACCGACACGAGUGAUUCAGACAGAAAGAGGAAAAAGAAGAAAAAAUCCAAAAAGAAGCACAAAGAAAAGAAAAAAAGUAAAAAAUAAACUUAUUCACUUUGUAAAAUCUCAAUUUCCAAUAGAUACUGAAUAAUUUUUAAUGAAUCUGUGUCUUUAAUUAUAAGAAAUAAUAAAUUUUGUCAUAAA